AUGAUCCGAUUUACCUUGAUUGUGCUGCAGGCUCUUCUGCUUUGCAAUAGCGUCCAUGGUAUCCUCAUCUACGUCUCCUCAUACACAGGCAAUGUUUCUGUGCUCUCUUUGACGUACGAACAUUUCGCUUCGACUGGAUCAGCAGCAUAUGUCGAAGACGGAUACUUUGCUGGCUUCGCACCGAAGAAGAAAUACAAUCUCACUGUCGUCGACACCUUCAAGACACCUACCGAGUCCCCAGCAUGGCUGACUUUAAACAAACAUAACAACAUUUUAUACGUCGUAGACGGCACCACCACCGGCAAUGGGACCCUCACUGCCUACCGUACGAGUUCCAAAAACGGCACCGGCCCUCCCGUCGAGCUGGACAGCGUAGAGUGCCUCCUUGACGGCGCCUUUGCCAACUUCUAUGCCAACGGCAAGGCUCUCGCCGUGGCCCACUAUACCAGCAGCGCCAUCCAAACGUACGAUGUCACCGCUCCAAACGGUACUCUUAAGUCCCUGCAGACCUUCACCUACACCAUGGCCAAACCCGGCCCCGCAGGGGCCCGGCAAGCCGCACCACACAUCCACCAGACCCUCGCUGAUCCAUUGGGCCUUUACCUGCUCGGCAUCGACCUCGGCGCUGACCUGGUUCGCGUUUACGCUAUCAACCACGAAACACUCCUUCUCGAAGAGCGACCCGCGCAAAACGCCACCUCAGGCUCCGGUCCCCGUCACGGCGUCUUCACUCAAGAGCCCAUUCUCUUUCCCGACGGCACCGCCAGCUACGUCUUCUACCUGGGCGCCGAAAUCGCAGGCAUUAUCACCGCUUUCCGCGUAACAUACCUCCCCAACCAGGCUGGUCUGCACCUCACCCCGCUGCCCAAUGGUACCUACAGCUCGCUGGAACCGGGGACACCCAAGCCCAGUACGGGCGGCAAAGGGAUAACGUCGGAGCUGCGCCUCAGCGCCGACGGCGACUAUCUGAUUGUUAGCAACCGGCGCGACGCGCGCUUCUCAGGGACCCCGGCGCAGUACCCGCCCAACGGAACCUCGGAUUCGAUUUCGACAUUUCGCAUCCGCCAGGAUCUGGCGGGGAAGCUUGACUUCGUGCAGGCGGCGCCGGUGGGUGGGGCGCUGGCGAGGAGCUAUGAUCUGAACCGGGCGGGGAAUUUGGCGGUUAUUGGGAUUCAGGAAGGAAAUCGGGUUACGGUGCUUGAGCGGGACCUGGGGUCUGGAUUGUUCAGUGAGCAGGUAGCUGAGGUAGAGGUGGAAGGGGAGAUUUGGGGAGUUUUGUUUAAUGAGGAGGUUGGGUUUAACCACUAA
Molecule: messenger RNA, 1308 nt
Organism: Aspergillus tubingensis
Lineage: Eukaryota; Fungi; Ascomycota; Eurotiomycetes; Eurotiales; Aspergillaceae
Product: putative isomerase YbhE
Exons: 1
Coding region: 1-1308 (435 amino acids)
Molecular function (GO): protein binding; 6-phosphogluconolactonase activity
Source: RefSeq, a predicted model, not a curated record